Messenger RNA from Zophobas morio, 1297 nucleotides. RefSeq names its product ecdysone oxidase-like. The record is from RefSeq and is a predicted model, not a curated record. NCBI's taxonomy places the organism in Eukaryota, Metazoa, Arthropoda, Insecta, Coleoptera, Tenebrionidae. Gene Ontology annotation, molecular function: flavin adenine dinucleotide binding; oxidoreductase activity, acting on CH-OH group of donors. The transcript has a single exon. Bases 219 to 1121 code for a protein of 300 amino acids.
GGGAAAAGACAAAGUUUGGGGCGGCAUUCUUAGAUGGCGCCAGGAAGCGAAGAACCUUGAAAGUGGUAACGAGAGCAUUGGUUACUAAAGUUUCUAUAAACCCUGACACUAAAAUAACUCGAGGGGUUGAAUUUAUACACCGAAACCAAACAUUUCGGGCGUUGGUUACAAACGAAGUUAUUCUGUCUGCGGGUGCUAUUAAUUCGCCCCAGCUCCUCAUGUUGUCAGGAAUAGGACCCAAACACCACUUAGAAGAACUGGGGAUAAAAGUACUCGCAGAUUUGCCUGUGGGUCAAAAUCUUAUAGACCAUCCAGUAUUCUCUGGACUCAGAAUUCACACCCAGGAUAGCAUACAACCUCCGGAUUUUGCAACCAUGGUCGAAGAGUUCACACAUGCUUUUGGCCCUCUUACAAAAUCAUACAACAUGCAUGCUCUUAUGUUCAUAAAUACUACAAACGUUUCUGACAAACUACCCGACGUGGAAUACAUAUUUGUGCCACCUUCAGGAAACAAUGAAGCACAGAUGGUAAGCAAAAUAUUUAAUUCGGACAAUAAACUGACCCAAUUUCUGGAAGAAAUCAACCCGACUAACGACAUAUACGUUGCUGUUGUACUCCUCCACGAACACUCAAGAGGCACAGUAACCCUAAAGUCAACCAACCCGCUCGAUUUUCCAAAAAUCGACACCAACAUGCUUGCAGAGCCAGAAGACGUCGAUACUUUUAUUAAAGGUAUAGAGUUUGCACUCAAGUUGUUCGAAACUCGGGUUUUUAGGGAAAUCAACGCCGAACCCAAGUUAAUUCAAUUUUGUAAGGAGUUUGGUCAAGGUUCAAGACAAUAUUGGGAAUGUGCACUGCGUCACAUGACUUUAACCACGUACCAUCCGUGCGGUACUACCGCCAUGGGGAUCGAUGGUACCAUGUCGGUGGUAGACAGCAAAUUGAAAGUCCACGGGAUUCGGGGUUUGAGGGUUGUGGAAGCAGGAGUGUUUCCGUCGAGCGUUUCUGGCCAUAUCAAUGCGCCUACUGUUAUGGUGGCGGAAAAAAUUUCAGACGAUAUUAAGAGGAAGUACGGUUUUGAGGAAAAUACCGAAGGCGGAAUUAAUCACACAGAAAUAUAACUAUGCACACAAAAAAUUGCAUUACAGUUAAAUUGUGCAUGAGUGCCUAAUAACGAAUAUGCUCUAUAAUUAUAUUAUCGACUACGGUACUCAGAUAACAAACAAAUGUAAGUUAUGUACUUAAAGUUUAAAACGGUAAAAUUGCAUAGUCAGUCAAUAAAGUUAUACCAAAUGAA